UUUGGGAAGAAGCCCUUUUUCAAAGCCCCAAGCUGAGAUUGGUAGAUAUUUUGUAUUGAAAACUAAAUUUUUUUUUACUAAAAUUGAAAAAAUAGAGAAUUGGAGCUUGAUAAAAUCUUCUCUCUCCCCUACUUUUGCUCUCCUCUUGCCAUCUCUUUACAUCUUUGAUUAACCAUAGAUUGAUUCUCCUCUUUAAUAUAAUCUGCUUUAGCUCAUAAUUACUUCUCUCGACCUUGAAUUACUAAUCAGCUCAGCUCUCUCUCUACCCUCUCUCUCUUUCUUUUUUAGUACCCAAGUGUAUCUUUAUCUUUCCUUCAUCUCUAGCUUGAGGCUCUAUGUUGAGACCAUGUUCUUCUUUUUCACUGAUUAUGGCUAGGAUUAGAAUUUAAAGAUUUUUUUGCUGGGUUUUUCCCAAUUUUGGCUAGGAUUAGAAUUUGAAGAUUCCUUUCCUGUGUUUUUCCCAAUUUUGUUGUUUUUUUUUGUAAUUCGUUGUGAUGGGUGGAUCUGGCAUCUUUGCCUCUUAAUUCUGUUCUUUGUUGACAAAUCUUAAAUUGCAUCAAGUUCUAAUUUCAUUCAAUUGGAGUUGUUGUUGUUAUCAGUUCUGAAUUUGAACAUCUGAUUUUUUACACUCAAAACUUAGAUCGCCCGUGUUAUUUGGACAUUUUUUUGCAAAUUUUCAAUUACAUUUCUGUAAUUCUAUUAUUGAUUUGAAAUGAGCGUCUGAUAAGGUUUUUCAAGACUGCCACCUCUCCACUCUUCCAUUCAAAUCAGGUGAAUUCAAAUAGAUAAUAGCAUGAAGAGUUAGCAUGAAGAGUGAGAGCGAGGGCAAGAAAAUGAGAAAGGGUCAUCGUGAAUCUUCAUUGGUUGAAGAAGCCAGCAUGGGAGGAAACCCACUCGGAGAUGUAGCUUUAAAGAAAGGGCCAUGGACAUCUGCAGAAGAUGCAAUUCUGGUGGCCUAUGUCAAUAAGCAUGGUGAGGGGAACUGGAAUGCCGUACAAAAGCACUCGGGACUUUUGCGAUGUGGGAAAAGCUGCCGCCUUCGAUGGGCAAAUCACCUAAGACCUGAUCUGAAGAAGGGUACUUUCACUCCAGACGAAGAGCGGCGCAUUAUUAAACUCCAUGCCAAGAUAGGAAACAAAUGGGCCCGAAUGGCUGCAGAGUUUCCUGGACGUACAGACAAUGAAAUAAAGAACUUUUGGAAUACGAGAAUCAAGAGAUUACAACGUGCUGGUCUACCAAUUUAUCCUGCCGAUGUGAGCCUCCAACUAUUAAAUGGGAAUCAAGAAGGUCAAAACAUGGGAAGAUUGACAGUUGGAGACAGCCAUGACCCGGAUCUCAUCCAAGCAGACAAUUUGGAGAUUCCAGAUGUAAGAUUCAAAAAUUUAGAACUCAAUCAGAGUCUAUUAUCUUAUUCGCCGACGCUUCUUGAUUUUCCAGCAGGCAAUGUCCUUAAACAAAGUGUAGGUUCAUCCCAUAGUUACAGCUUUAUGUUGCCGACAUUGCAUCCUCGAAAACGACUGCGAGAGUCAGAAGCUCUAUUUCCAGUAUUGGAAGGUAGUUUUAGUGGUGGUCCCCCGUUGUAUAACCAAUACGUGGACUAUGAUUCUGAGAAGAUUGCUGACCCCUUUCAUUCGUCCUCUUCAUAUGAUCCUGGUUUCGAAACCUGGGACCAGAUGCCACUGGAUGCUUUUUCUGGUAGCCAUGCCCUUUUAAAUGGCAUUUCUUCUUCUUCUGAGCCCACAUGUGGGGCUACGAAGUUGGAGCUCCCUUCACUCCAAUAUUCAGAAACUCAACAAGAUAGCUGGGGCACUCCUGCUUCCCCACUGCCUUCGCUAGAGUCUGUUGAUACUUUAAUCCAAUCGCCUCCGACUGAGAAGACUAAAUCGGAGUGUAUAUCCGCACGAAGCAGCGGUAUGUUAGAAGCUGUACUUUAUCAAUCACAAACUUUGAAAAGCUCAACAAUGUCUUCACACCAGCAAAAUUCAGUUAUUUAUGAUUUUCCUGGUGACGUGGUCGAUGAUUCACCUAUGAAUCCUGGCAAGACUGUAUGGGAAGCGCGUCAUGACCCAAACUCUUCUUUAGGUCAUUCUGCUGCAUCUAUAUUUAGUGAGAACACUCCUGUCGAUGGAAGCUCAUUGGAUGAACCCCAUUCAAUUGAAAACAUGCCAGGUUGCAAUAUUGAAAAGAAAGAAGCUCCCAGUCAGAUAGACCUUUCCCGUCCAGAUCUUUUGCUUGGCUCGGGUUUGUUUGGGCACUGGGGCGGGCAUGUUAAGAAUCAAUCCCUGCCAACGGACCCUGUAGAAGCUCUUCUUGGGGAAGACGUUGGCAGUUACGACUAGUAAAUUGGUGGCUUGAACAUUAAAAUUUGAAAUGGUGCUGCCCUAAAACCUGUUCAUGAGUCAUCUUUAAUCUUUGAUAUCCUCCUGGAGCCUCAAUAACUCAUUUUUCUUGUGAGUUGUUAGAAGCUUUUUCUUCAUAUUUUGUGAACAAUGUGAGGCUUUGGGGAUUUCUGGGUGGGCAGCUUUCACAUGAUGUAGUGAGUCUGUAAGUUUAGGUUAUUUUUUUGUGUUGCAGUUGUGUUGGAACAAUGUGUUUCUUUCUCUGUUUCAAUCAUAAUUACCAUGUUACGUUAAAAGUUGCCGAACCAUGAGAUUGAUGAUCA
Messenger RNA from Tripterygium wilfordii, 2662 nucleotides. RefSeq names its product transcription factor GAMYB-like. Lineage: Eukaryota; Viridiplantae; Streptophyta; Magnoliopsida; Celastrales; Celastraceae. Bases 807 to 2339 code for a protein of 510 amino acids. The record is from RefSeq and is a predicted model, not a curated record. The transcript is spliced from 4 exons.